This is a messenger RNA of Polyodon spathula (Mississippi paddlefish), 2362 nucleotides long. RefSeq names its product L-threonine ammonia-lyase-like. The transcript is spliced from 11 exons. The record is from RefSeq and is a predicted model, not a curated record. NCBI's taxonomy places the organism in Eukaryota, Metazoa, Chordata, Actinopteri, Acipenseriformes, Polyodontidae. Gene Ontology annotation, molecular function: L-serine ammonia-lyase activity; threonine deaminase activity. Bases 265 to 1860 code for a protein of 531 amino acids. Gene Ontology annotation, biological process: L-threonine catabolic process; L-serine catabolic process.
UGUAAUGCCCGCUUUGCUCACGUCAGAGAAGUUUAAUCCAGGUCCUAAAUAGCCAGGGGGCUGGCAUGUGCACGAGGUAAUCCACCUUUAAAUAGAUCCUGUGUGAAAGAGAGGGUGCAGUAAACACGCAGUGCACAGACAGAGAGAGAGAGAGAAGGGAGAGACUGCUGAGAGAAGGGAGAAGGCUCAACACCAGGGAACACCUCACCUCCACACAGAGGGAAUCCUGCUUGCACACCUCCAGACAGACUGCCCUCCUGUAGGAUGAACUUUGCUGCCCAGUUCCUCUACUCUCGCGCUAAGAAGAACGACGACCCCAGAGAAACUUCAGUGGAUGAGUACGACCCCUUCUGGCAAAGUGAUGAGGAGCGCAGUGCAGACAGUAAGCAGGGCUCCCUGUGCUGUGAGGGGCAGCGCCAGAAGGAUUGUCCAAUCAGGAAUGGCCCAACACCCCAUCGCUCCUCAUCCAUUGCCCCUGAGAGGCUGAAGGAUUUCGGGGAGGAGGAGUACCUGAACGAGGACGUGAAGACCUGGGAGAUGAAGAUCUUGGGGCGCCCUAAGCGCCUUCUGGGGGAUGCUGCAGAACCCCAGAAACCAGCUAAGCCCUGUUCCACCAGUGUACAGAACCCUCCUGCCUUCAUCUGCUUCGAGGACAUCAGCGCAGCAGCCUUCAAAAUCCAGUGUGGGGUUCAGAAAUCACCCUGCACGUACUCACGGCUCUCAAAGCAGUAUGGUGUUGAGAUCUUCCUGAAGAAGGAACACCUGCACUACACAUGCUCAGUGAAGGAACGAGGCGUGCUCUACCUGCUGACAUCACUGCGCCAGGACCAGCAGAAGAAGGGUGUGAUCGUGGCCUCAGACAGUAACUUCUCCAUGGCGGUGGCGCACCACGCCUCAGAGCUGCGCAUCCCCGUCUUCGUCAUCAUGGCAGCCAACACUCCCCCCUCGCGCCCCAAGACCUGCCGUGAGUACGGAGCCAUGGUGAUCUCGUACGGGGGCACCCUGCGAGACUCACAGAGCCACGCACAGUGCCUCGCUCGGGAGAACGGCUACCUGUACCUGGAAGAGGAGGACAGUGCUGUGUACCUGGCAGGCCUGGGCACUAUGGGGCUGGAGAUCUAUGAGCAGGUGCCCAAGUUGGAUGCAGUGAUCCUGCCAGCAGGGGGGCACUGCGGGCUCCUGGCUGGGACGGCAGCCGCGCUCAAACACCUGAACCCCCGAAUCACUGUCAUUGGGGUGGAGCCAGAGGAUUGCCCUCUCCUGCAGCAGUCUCUGAAGCUCGGCUACCCCGUCAAGGAGCUCCACAGCACCGCCAACAGGAAGCUCUAUGGAGAUCUGGUGGGCCCCCCCUUUGGCAACAGUGCGUUCCUGCUGGCCAAGAAGCUGGUGGACAAAGUCAUCACAGUCAGGGAGGAGGAUGUGCUGGUCUCAAUGCUGCGGUUCCAGGAGUACGAGAGAGCCACCAUCGACGCCGAGGGAGCCAUCGGGCUAGCAGCCAUCCUCGCAGGGAAACUGCCAGAGCUGCAGGGCAAAAGGGUUGCUAUCGCAGUGUGCAGUGCCAGUAUGGAGCUGCCCCUGCUCAGACAGUGUGUGGACCGAGCUCUGGCUCUGGAUGGCCGGGUCAGUAAGUUCUCUGUCCAGCUGGGGGAGUGGCCUGGAGACACAGCCAAGCUACUGGACUUACUGGCCAGAGAGGGCGUGAGGCUGCUGGAUAUCAGUCACGAGAAGCAGUUCACCUCCUCCAGCGUGUUCAAUGUGCAGGUCUCAUGUGUGGUGGAGGCGAGGGACAGGCAGCAGACAAUUCAACUGCGCAACAUGCUGACAGAGCGAUACACCAUGCUGUGCUGGCAUGAGCGGUGACCACCAGGGGAGCCAGAGAGACACACAGCAACACUGCACACACACACAGAGUAACACUGCAAACAUGCACGCACACAGUGACACCGCACACACACAGCAACUGCAAUCUCACUCUGAAAAGAAAUACUUUCGAACGCACACACACUCAUCCCUGCUGUGAAUACCAGAGCUGCUGUAGCACUUAGACACACUAGCACUUCACUUGAUGAUAUGAUCCAGUUAUACAUAAAAAAAAGCAAGCAUGCUUGUCACAGGUACGUCCUUAGGCUGACAGGGACACAUAUUUCAAUAUAUUUGCAUAUAUCUGCAUAUGUUUGCAUUUAUUUCACCUGAACACGUGGAGAGUAAACUGCAAGUGAAGCACACAAACACUUCAUCUGAUGUCUUUGGUCAGUUUCUUAUGGUUUUACCUGCAUAGUUUAUGAGUUUUUGAACUUAUGGGUUAUGUAUUUAUUAUUUAUAAUCCAAUGUCUGAAUGUGGUUGAAAAUAAACAAAAACUUG